Molecule: messenger RNA, 1625 nt
Organism: Ruditapes philippinarum (Manila clam)
Lineage: Eukaryota; Metazoa; Mollusca; Bivalvia; Venerida; Veneridae
Product: negative elongation factor E-like
Exons: 10
Biological process (GO): negative regulation of transcription elongation by RNA polymerase II
Cellular component (GO): NELF complex
Molecular function (GO): RNA binding
Source: RefSeq, a predicted model, not a curated record
UAUAUGCAAUUAUUAAAAUUUUAAAAAUGGUCAACAUAAAUUUACCUCCAAAUCUGACUGAAGAGGAAGAAAUUCUUCGACAGAAAUAUGCAAGACUACGUAAAAAGAAAAAGCAGUUGCAAGCAUUGAAGACAGUCAAACCAGAGAGGGAACCAGUUAAAGAAAAGCCAGUGAAAAGACCACAUGAGUCAGCAGAAGAUGCUAAAGAACAGGCUAAAAAGCUGGUCAUGUCUGGGGCUAUUAAACUGAGUGACAAGAAAGAGAAGCAGGGAUUUAAGAGAUCUCGUUACCUUGAGAAGAAACUACAAGACCCAGAGAAAUUACCUGCCACACCCGCCACUGUUGGCUUUCAGCCAUUUGCUGCUUCACACCCGGAUGACGAGGAGAGAGUCGAAAGAGAAGAUAGGAGACCAAGGCACCAGCGUGUACGUGGGUUAUAUGAUAAUUUUGUUCGUAGUGAGAGACCGCCGGAACGUCCGGACAGAAUUUCUGAAAGACCAGAGAGAGUUAUUGAGAGAGAGGACAGAAGAGAUGAGAGAGAUAGACGUGAGAGACCAGACAGACCUGAUAGGGAACCUCUUCCUAAAAAAGGUAACACUGUGUAUGUUCAUGGUCAUGGUGUGAAUGAGGAAUUACUGAGGAAGGCGUUCCAUAACUUUGGUAAUAUUGUCAACAUAUCCAUGGAGAAAGUAAGUUAGGAUUGUAUUUGUGGUUUUGUGACCUUUGACAAAAUGGACUGUGCAGAUAUGGCCAUACAAGAGGUAGAUGGCGCUAUGAUUGAUAGUGUUCAGUUACGUGUCUCCAUGGCAAGAAGACAGCCAUCAUUUGACAGUACCAGCCAAGAUCCAUCCAGCACUUCAUGGGCAUCUCUAGCCAGUAACAAUUCACAGAAAGGGUCUCACAAAGAUAAAAGAGAUGUAGUGGAGUACGAGGAGGACAUGUUUUGAUAAAACACUUGUUUGUUAUGGGAGAUUAAUAAACAUUUACAGAAAGAGAAAUUAAUUUGUUUUUAACAUGUUUAAGAUCAGAAUGAAAAACGCCGAACGUUUAUCAUACUUUGGACUGAUAUUCACCUAAUGACAUGGAAUUGUUUGGUAAAUGUCGUUUUUGAUUUCAAAACGCUUGUAACUCAGUGUUCAAAUUCCACUAGAGAUUUUGGAUUUUUCAUGUGAGGAAGCUAUCCAGCUAGCUUUUUUAACGUUGGGUGCCAGCAUGGAGGAGAAGUUAUGGUCCUUCUUCACCAAAUAGCUGGAACAUCAUGAUAUGACCUUUACAGUGUAGAUUGGACUUUAAACCAUAUAGGAAAAAAGCAAAAAAGAAAAAUAUACAUAAAUACAUGUGCAUGUAUAUAUGUUAAUUGUGUCACUUGUAAGGUUAAGUUUUUGAGAGGUGAUAAAAACAGUUUUUGCAAUGUAAAUUGUCUUAAAUGCACUAAGAAAUAUUUAGACAUUUUAAGAUUUAUUAUUUGAGAUAUAAGAAAUCAAAGAUAAUGGGAUAUUUGUAAAGCUAUCAUUUUGUCUUUGUUUUGUACUACAUGAUUCAAGUAUUUAUAUAUUGUCAGUUAUGUAUUUUAAAUGAUUUUACAGACAUUGUGUUACAUUAUUAAAUGGUUAAAGAAUUUGAAA